Rhododendron vialii is the source of this 5871-nucleotide messenger RNA. Its product is annotated as formin-like protein 20. Bases 617 to 4831 code for a protein of 1404 amino acids. The record is from RefSeq and is a predicted model, not a curated record. The transcript has 17 exons. Lineage: Eukaryota; Viridiplantae; Streptophyta; Magnoliopsida; Ericales; Ericaceae.
CUUCCACUUGAAAAAACGUCUCUCUCUCUCUCUCCCUCCCUCUCCCUCUCCCUCUCCCUCUCAAGCUCGUCUCUCUCAUCUCAACCGCCAUUGCCUCAACGCAAUAACCACGCCCUCUUCUCCAGUUCUGCUCCACACCCAGCUGUACCAAACCCUUCUUCUCGUUCUUCUUCUGUCAAAACCUCUUUCUCUCUCUCCUCUGUCACCUUCGAAAUCCGUCACGUGCCACGCGUACAUCAAUUGUCCAUUGCUAAAAAUUGUCUUUAGACCUUUUUCAGUCCACUCUACCUUUUCGUUUUGUUUCCCUCUCUCCCCCUCCUCCGUUUCACACUUUUCCCCAAACCCUAAAACACUCUCACUCUUCCCCCCUCCUCUCUCUCUCUAAAAUUUCACUCCACAUUAUUGCACUAUACAAUAUUUCCAGCUCUAAAUCUCUGCGUGUUUGUGUGAGAGAUAAUAUACGUACAUUGUGCAUUUUGUUGAAGCUUUUCAAAUUGGGUUGCUCAAUUUUGGAACAACUUUUGUAAAUGAGCCGAUCUGGCCGUUGAUACAUUGCCUCAUGAAAUCGACGGUUUGGGUCGGAUCUGGGGAGCAGCAACAGCGACAGCGCCAUUAGAUGGCGCUGUUCAGGAGGUUCUUCUACCGGAAACCGCCGGACCGUCUUCUCGAGAUCUCGGAGCGGGUCUACGUGUUCGAUUGUUGCUUCUCAACAGAUGUAUUGGAAGAAGAUGAGUACAAAAUUUACAUGAGUGGUGUUAUAGCUCAGCUGCAAGACUACUAUCCCGAAGCAUCUUUCAUGGUUUUUAACUUCAGAGAAGGGGGAAAGAGGAGUCAAAUUUCAGAUAUAUUAUCUCAGUAUGACAUGACAGUCAUGGAUUAUCCUCGGCAAUAUGAAGGGUGUCCUUUGUUACCAUUGGAGAUGAUUCAUCACUUCCUUCGGUCCAGUGAAAGCUGGCUGACAUCGGCAGGGCAGCAGAAUGUGCUUUUGAUGCAUUGUGAGAGGGGAGGAUGGCCAGUGCUUGCAUUUAUGCUUGCUGGUCUUCUGUUAUACAGAAAACAGUACAGUGGUGAGCAGAAGACUCUUGAAAUGAUGUACAAGCAAGCUCCUAGGGUUCUUCUUCAUCUUUUGUCUCCUAUAAAUCCUCAACCCUCGCAGCUGAGAUAUCUUCAGUACAUCUCCAGAUGGAAUUUGGGUUCAGAUUGGCCGCCGGCAGAUACGCCCUUAGUUUUAGAUUGUAUUAUACUUAGAUACCUUCCUGUGUUUGGUGGAGGGAAGGGUUGCCGACCGGUUGUUCGCGUUUAUGGUCAGGACCCUUCUAAUACAGCCACAAGAAGCUCUAAGCUUCUGUUUUCUACUUUAAAGACAAAGAAACGUGGUCGCCUUUACCGACAGGAAGAGUGUAAAAUAGUUAAAAUAGAUAUUCAUCGCCACGUUCAAGGGGAUGUGGUUCUAGAGUGCAUCCAUUUGGAUGAUGAUCUAGUAAGGGAAGAAGUGAUGUUCAGAUUUACGUUUCACACUGCAUUUGUCCAGUCAAAUGUUUUGAUGUUGAACAAUGAAGAAGUGGAUGUUUUGUGGGACGCAAAGGACCAGUUCACUAGGGAGUUCAAAGCAGAGGUACUCUUUUUGGAUGCUGAUGUGUUUCCGUCAACCGUCACCACAGAAGUGGGAACUGAAGAUGGGAGUGAGACAGAAAGUGUCACACCUGAUGAGUUUUUUGAGGUUGAGGAGAUCUUCAGCAAUGCAGUAGAUUCACAGAAUGGGAAGGCGUACUUGGAUUCUCAGGGAGUUCGAUACAAUGAAAGGGAUGAUGAGAAUAACCAAGUAGUUUGGAAGGAGGCGUUGGAACGUCAUGAUUUUCCUGAAUCCACAUCUGAUUUCCAUGGUCGCAAACAAAAUGGGAGUGUGGAUCCUAAUUUUAAGGCAGCCAAGAGCAUUGCAUUACAUGAUACAGAUGAGUUAGGUUCCCCAGUAGCAACCGAAGGUCUGAGUGGCAAUUUAGAAGAGAUGGAGAAUAGAAGAGAUAGGAAUGACUUAUAUUCACAGAAUCACUUAGAACGGCAGGGUUCGCAUCAAAAGUCUAGUGCCCAUGUCAGUAGACAAAAAUCUGACAAGUCCAUUUCAUCUUCCUCAAAGAAGCAGCCAACUUCAAAUGCUAAAUCAGCUGCAGAUUCAACUACCACAAAACAAAAAGUAAAACAGCAAGAGCCUCUGGGAACUCUUGCAAGACAGGCAAAACCAGAUGCAGUAUCUCGGUGGGUUCCUUCUAACAAAGGCUCGUACACUAAUUCAAUGCAUGUAGCGUAUCUACCGUCAUCACGGCAUUACAGCCCACCCCGUGGACUGGCCCUUGCAAAGGAUUCUCAUGCAGGCGGAAAGUCAAAAGCUUCUACUGCUACUCCUGCCUCUUUAGGUCAUGAAGUUGGUUAUAUGAGAAGUGCAAACAGUGAGCCAGUGAAACAUACAUCUGGUCCACCUUUGGGUAGACCACCUCUUCAAGUGACUUCCCCUCUCUCUUCAGCUUUGCCAUCACUUCAUAAAGGCCCAGUUUCAGUUCCCUCUCCUCCUCCUCCUCCGCCUCCCCCACCAUCUUUCAACAAGUCUUCAAAUGUCCGUUCUGCACCCAAUCCUGCAAGAGUUCUGCAAUCAGUAGCAAUACAGGCCUCUCCACCUCCUCCUGCACCCCCUCCACCUCCCUCUUCAAACUUUUCAUUUGAUACUUCUUCCUCUAGAUCUGCUUUGCCACCUGCUCUGGUAAAAACAAAAAGUCUACCCUUUCCUCCACCUUCUCCUCCACCACCGCCUCCACCAUUGGCACAAAAUGCAGUUUUUGUGAUUUCUCCCCUACUGUCUCCUCCUCCACCUCCACAUGGAAGCUUAAGGGCAACUCCUCUAGCAACCACUACCCCUCCUCCUCCUCCUCCUCCUCCCCCUCCAUCAAGCAUGCAGAAUGGUGGUACUCUUUUUCCCCCUCGGCCUCCUCUACCACCUUGGAAAGUUGAGACCUCGGCAACUGCCACUGUGACAGCAUUGGGUUCACCUCCUCCUUCCCCCACACCCACACCCCCACCUUUUCCUGCUUUUAGAGCAUCUGCUACUUCUAAACCUGCUGGGGUUGAAGUUUCUGUUCCAUCUCGCUCGCCAAAUCCACCUGCUAGUUGUGGUUCUCCACCUCCCUCUUCACCUUUUCCCGUGCAUGGAGUUAUGUCUCCUCCUCCUCCACCACCACCACCACCUCCUGGUCACGGUGCUCCACCACCCUUGCCCCCUCCACGUGUUGCACCACCACCACCUCCUCCACCACCUUUCAGUAGAGCACCACCUCUGCCUUCUAUUAAGAUUGGAGGUCAUCCUUUGCCACCUCCCCCGCUGCAUGGAGCACCACCUCCACCAUCUCCCUCGCUCAUUGGAGCACCUCCUCCACCUCCUCCUCCUGGUUCCCAUGCACCAGGCCCCCCUGCACCACCUGCCCCAGCAAAACCUCCAGGUGCUGCACCUCCCCCACCUUCAGCUUUUGGCUCCAAUGGACCACCAUCAUGUGGUGCACCUCCUCCACCUCCCGGCAGAGGGCGUGGGCUUUCACAUCCUGCAAUUCUUGCUUCAGCUCCGCGAAGAUCUACCAUGAAGCCAUUGCAUUGGAGCAAGGUUACCAGGGCAUUGCAAGGAAGCUUAUGGGAAGAAUUGCAAAGACAUGGAGAGCCACAAAUUGCAUCAGAAUUUGAUGUGUCAGAGCUGGAGACUCUUUUCGCUGCCACAGUCCCAAAGUUGAACUCAGGAGAUAAAUCUGGAGACCGGCGGAAGUCUGUUGGAUCUAAAUCUGACAAAGUCAACCUGGUUGAUCUCAGGAGGGCCAAUAACACUGAAAUUAUGCUCACAAAAGUUAAGAUGCCGCUUCCUGACAUGAUGGCUGCAGCACUUGCGAUGGAUGAGUCAAUUUUAGAUGUUGAUCAAGUGGAAAAUCUUAUAAAAUUUUGUCCUACUAAAGAGGAAAUGGAACUUCUUAAGGGUUACUCUGGUGACAAGGAGAACCUGGGAAAAUGUGAACAGUUCUUGUUGGAGCUGAUGAAGGUGCCUAGGGUGGAGUCUAAACUAAGAGUGUUUCUUUUCAAGAUUCAGUUUAAUACUCAGAUUACAGAAUUUAAGAAGAGUUUGAACUCGGUGAACUCUGCAUGUGAAGAGGUUCGAAAUUCCCUCAAACUGAAGGACAUCAUGAAGAAAAUCUUAUAUUUGGGGAAUACAUUGAAUCAAGGAACUGCAAGAGGUUCUGCAAUUGGAUUUAAGAUGGACAGUCUUUUAAAACUCACUGAUACACGUGCUUCCAACAGCAAGAUGACACUGAUGCAUUAUCUUUGCAAGGUUCUUGCCUCUAAAUCACCAUCUCUUUUGGACUUUCAUGAGGAUCUUAUUAGCCUUGAAGCUGCAUCAAAGAUUCAGUUGAAGUCAUUAGCAGAAGAAAUGCAAUCUAUUAUCAAAGGUCUAGAAAAGGUAAAGCUCGAGCUGGUCGCAUCGGAAAAUGAUGGCCCUGUAUCUGAAGUUUUUCAUAAGACGUUGAAGGAGUUCAUUGAUAUUGCUGAGACAGAGGUGGCAUCUGUAACAAAUAUGUACUCCGUGGUGGGUAGAAAUGCAGAUGCACUAGCCCUCUAUUUUGGCGAGGACCCAACCCGUUGCCCAUUUGAACAAGUUACUCUGACCCUCUUAAACUUUGUGAGGUUGUUCCGAAAAGCACAUGAAGAGAACUGUAAACAGGCUGAAUUGGAGAAGAAGAAAGUCCAGAACGAGGUUGAAAUGGAGAGUCAGAAGGGGAUGAAUCUAUCGAAGAAAAGUGGUAAAUAGUUGAGACUGUCUGCUUCAGUCCUAGGUGUGGGAUUCUGGUUCUUCCAUUGAACAUCUUGGACCUUGAACUGUGUCCAAGAAUGCUUCUUCAAAAGAAUGCUAAGGAGCAUCCCUCCCUCCAGCAUUUGGUGAUUGUGUUCCCUUCAAGCAGAUUCAAGAAAAUUAAGGGAAAAGGCUCCUACCUGCAGCUUGCGGAACUUAGGUCUGUGUUUGGAUCCUGGAUUUGUGAAGGUUAGAAUUCUCGCGGUUAAAGAAAAGAUGAAGGAAAGUAACAAAAAUAACGAAGUGAAAUUUUGUCCUUGUCACUUUCAUUGCUCUUGAUGAAGUACAUGAUCCAAACACCGCCCAACCUCUCUUUGCAAAUGUCAGCUGCACCUGCUGGAUCGAUCGCCAUUUUGGCACUCGAAUGUUUGCAGCUGAUCUAUCUCUCACACGAGAUAUCACAUGAUACACCAGAUUUUCACACAAUUGCUCAGUGUUUAUUGCCACUCUGAAUAGAAGGUGGUCUUUCAUAUGAUGCAUCUGUGGAACAGACCUUUUCUUGGUUCGUAUAUAGAAGAGGAUUUGGCAACAUUGGGCAUCCUCCAAUUAAAUGGGCACAGAAUGGCUUUCAACAUUCAAGGGCCUCUUCGCCGCCAGCGUGAUUGCCUUCGGAACUGUAAAGCAUAACCCCAUAGUAUCACUGACAUGUACACUGAUCUAACCUUUUAUUAACAUUCAAAUUCGAUGAUUUUCAUCCUAACUAGAAGUAGGAUCCUUUUGUAUCCUCUCAUCGAAUUCAAAAAGGAAUUGUUGUAUAGAGUGAUAGGAUAAGAAGAGGAAGUAAGAAUUGUUGUAUAGGGUGAUAGGACAAGAAGAGGAAGUAAUAGGAAGUACGAGACAGGUUGUCUCUAGUGCAAUUGUACCAUAACCACUGCUCAGACCCUUGUUUCCUGUCUCUUGUGCAAUUGUAGCAUAACCAUAAUACACACGGUUGGCUUAGCAACAGCUUGUUUAUUGCAUUGACUCUUCUUUAGUAAAUUAUUCUCGUUUGUAUGACA